AUGACAGAAGUAGAAAAAAUAUACGAAUUUAAAGAGGAACUUGGAAGAGGUGCUUUUUCAAUUGUAUAUCUUGGUGAAAAUAAACAAACUAAACAAAGAUAUGCAAUCAAAGUUAUCAAUAAAUCAGAAUUGGGUAAAGAUUAUGAAAAGAAUUUAAAGAUGGAGGUUGAUAUCUUAAAGAAAGUUAACCACCCAAAUAUUAUCGCAUUAAAAGAGUUAUUCGAUACUCCAGAGAAAUUAUACCUUGUUAUGGAACUUGUUACAGGUGGUGAAUUAUUUGAUAAAAUUGUUGAAAAAGGUUCAUAUUCAGAAGCAGAUGCCGCCAAUUUAGUUAAAAAGAUUGUUUCAGCUGUUGGAUACCUUCAUGGGUUAAAUAUCGUCCACAGAGAUUUAAAACCAGAAAAUUUACUUUUGAAAUCUAAAGAAAACCAUUUGGAAGUUGCUAUUGCUGAUUUUGGUCUUAGUAAAAUUAUUGGCCAAACUCUUGUAAUGCAAACUGCAUGUGGUACACCAAGUUAUGUUGCACCAGAGGUAUUGAAUGCAACUGGUUAUGAUAAGGAAGUUGAUAUGUGGAGUAUUGGUGUCAUCACUUAUAUUUUAUUAUGUGGUUUCCCACCAUUCUACGGUGAUACAGUCCCAGAAAUCUUUGAACAAAUUAUGGAAGCCAACUAUGAAUUCCCAGAAGAAUAUUGGGGUGGUAUCUCUAAAGAAGCCAAAGACUUUAUUGGAAAAUUAUUAGUUGUUGAUGUUAGCAAAAGAUUAAAUGCUACCAAUGCUCUCAAUCAUCCUUGGUUAAAGUCCAAUAACUCAAAUAACACCAUUGAUACUGUUAAAAUGAAAGAAUACAUUGUUGAAAGACAAAAAACUCAAACAAAAUUGGUUAACUAA
Dictyostelium discoideum AX4 is the source of this 888-nucleotide messenger RNA. It is a transcript of the gene mlkA, whose product is annotated as myosin light chain kinase. Bases 1 to 888 code for a protein of 295 amino acids. Gene Ontology annotation, molecular function: ATP binding; protein kinase activity; myosin light chain kinase activity. Lineage: Eukaryota; Evosea; Eumycetozoa; Dictyosteliales; Dictyosteliaceae. The record is from RefSeq and is a predicted model, not a curated record. The transcript has 5 exons.